Messenger RNA from Anguilla anguilla (European eel), 3713 nucleotides. Its product is annotated as max dimerization protein 4-like. Gene Ontology annotation, molecular function: protein dimerization activity; DNA-binding transcription factor activity, RNA polymerase II-specific; RNA polymerase II cis-regulatory region sequence-specific DNA binding. Gene Ontology annotation, biological process: regulation of transcription by RNA polymerase II. The record is from RefSeq and is a predicted model, not a curated record. NCBI's taxonomy places the organism in Eukaryota, Metazoa, Chordata, Actinopteri, Anguilliformes, Anguillidae. The transcript has 6 exons. Bases 232 to 831 code for a protein of 199 amino acids.
UACGAUUGGUUCUCAAAACCAUCACUCUAUAUUCGGACUUUUUGUUGAGUUGCAGUCGAUAUGGACUUGGCUGGAAGUCCUCGGGAUUUAGUAGAGAGCAGUCUACAUUGAUCUGGCUGUUUGUAGUAUAUUAUUUUAGAAUAAUAUUUUAAAACACGCGUGUUUGUAUAUAGUGUUUUUAUACAUAGUUUUAUUAUUGUUUUUUUUUUGUUUAUAAACCAGAACUGUAACAUGGAACUUAAUUCUCUUUCAAUUCUCCUGGAGGCUGCGGAAUACUUGGAAAGAAGAGACCGGGAAGCAGAACAUGGUUACGCAUCGGUCUUGCCGUACGAUAGCGACUUUUCCAGGAAGAAAACGAAAACUUCACCAAUUUCAAGAAAACCUCAGAACAACAGGUCGUCGCACAACGAACUGGAGAAGCACCGACGGGCCAAACUGCGGCUGUACCUGGAGGAGCUGAAGCAGCUGGUGCCUCUGGGCCCGGAGAGCAACAGACACACCACCCUCAGCCUGCUGAAGAGGGCCAAAACGCACAUAAAGAAGCUGGAGGAGCAGGACCGGAAGGCGCUAAACGUGAAGGAGCAGCUGCAGCGGGAACAUCGCUACCUCAAACGGCGCCUGGAGCAGCUGUCCUCCUCCUCGCUGGAGCGCGUCCGCACCGACAGCAUGGGCUCGGCCAUCUCCACCGACUCUGAGCAAGACGUGGAUAUCGAGGGCAUGGAGUUCACUCCUGGGGAAGCGGACAGCUUGGGCAGCUUGAGUGACGGAGAGGGGAGCUACAGCCUGCAGGGGAGCUCCAGCGACGGCAGCUACAAUCACUCCCUGUGCUAGGCCCCGCCCCCUGUGGCAGGCCCCGCCCCCCACCGGGCUCCACCCCCCACCCAGACAGCCAUGCCAUUCCACAAGCCAAGACUGCCACUCUCUUCCAGGAAGCAGAACCACAAAGCCGUUCUUCAUGGCUUCCUCUUCUAUCCGCCCCCCCCUCGGCGAGCCGCUACCACAGACCCCCUCAGCCCAGCGGCUCUUGGUUUCGCUGGCUUUCCUCUGCGGUGAGCAGCACAGCUGUGACCUGUCGAUGGGAACCAGGUGUGUCUGUGGUCUGUGUCAUGUGGCUCCUCUGUGUGUGCGUGUGUGUGUGUGUGUGUGUGUGUGUUGGCACCUCCCAGCGACGGCACGUCAGCCGAACGCGAGCAGGACGGCAGACGGCUGAUUCAGAAAAAGUGCUAGCGCUUUUCUGUUUCCAUUUUGGCUCCGAUUCCAGGAGGUGAGAUCUUCUGUUUCGCCGUCGUAAAAGCACUUAAAGAUCGUUCGGCGCUGGAGCCGCCGUCCGCACGCGCGCUAAACUCUACCGCUGCCCAAGUUAUCGGGGUUCCCCUCUGGACAAAAACUAGGCCUGACCAGUCUUGGCCAGCAUGGCUACACAAGGUCAGUAGCGUGUGAUGUAGCAUUGCGUAUAAAGAGGGAGCUCUGCUCUCCCUCAGCAUUAAAACCCUUCUGGGGGUCAAAGCUAAUGGAAGCCAGAGCCCAGACCAGAUUCCACCAAUAAGACUGGAGCGACUCUCCUGUGUGUGUGUGCGUGCGUGCGUGCGUGCAUGUUGGUUCACAUUGACAUGUCAUUUCUGUACAAAAAAAAAGGACAAAAUCCACACAGAAAAAAACUGUUUCAGCAGCUGUUAUGCAGAGGUCUUCUGUGAGUAGCAGUGUACCUGUUGCUUGGGGUGUCCCUGUUUUAGUCCAGUCUUAGUACAUGCCUGUCUUUCUUCAUUCGGCUCUUCUUAUAGGCAAUGUCUCUCUCUCUCUCUCUCUUGCUCUUCCUCUUCCUCAGCUCUGCUUAAAAGAUUGUACUUAAAAAAGAAAAAAAAAAAACAGACCAAAUUGCAGCAGAUUCUGGACAUUGUAGUCCAGCGGAUUCUGGGAAUUGUAGUCCAGAGUGUGUGCGGGUGUGUAGUCCUCCGCAGGAUCGGGUCGUUUGUUACACCCCCGCUGUACAGGCGGAGUAGGCGUGUCUUUGCGCCCGCAGUGUGUGACUGACAGCUCGGUUCUGCCUCCGCUACCCACACAAUAGAGCACGGCCUGGCAGCACUUUAAAAACCAGCGGUCUGCUGAAGGUCGUCUUGCGCCAAAAACAAAAAUGAAAAGGAAAAAAAACGACAAAAACUAUGAAAACCUCUAUACAAAAAAAAGCUAUGAAACACUUAUAGACUACAUUGCUUUAUCUAUAUUUCUUGUUUUAUAUUUUGUACUAUAUUUUCUUAAAUGUUCUCUUGUGAAAGAAGAAAAGAGUAUAUGUGUGUAAAAGUAUGAGGAGACCGGAGGCCAGGGCUGCAGACCGUCUCUGGGGCUCUCCCUCUGUCCUCCUGUGCCUUGGGGAGCCUCAUUUACUGUUGCCAUGACUCCCUACCUCGGCCCCUCCUGCCCAACCCCCCCCCCCCGCCCCCCAACCAGGUCUUGCCCCACCAGUGAAUCCUCUACCCCCGCCGCGACCCUGGACCCCUGUGAGUGCAGACGUUUACCCCGCUGUGUCCGCUCCUGUUAGCGGGGGCACGCGAAGACCAACAGAUGCCCCCGCAACCCCCCCAACCCCACCCGCCAUUUUAAAAGUGUCCUGUGUGUUCAACCGUGCACGCAAGUCCUAUAGCGCACUGACCUAUCCUGUAGGACGUUUGAAAAAGGGCCUUGCUGUGUAACUCUGCUCACACUGGUAAUCCCACGGCAGCUCUCCAUCAUCUGGGGUUACCAUUCCACGUUCUUUCAUUCAGAAGGGUGUUUCUGUGUUGGGGGGGUUUUUUAAAUUUUAUUUCCUCGUUUGUUCAUUUUGAAUUGAAGAGGAAUUGUGUGUGAGAGGAGUUAAAUCCACUCGAAAAUGGCAGCUGGUGAUUUUAUCCUCUCCACCGUAGUGUUGGUGUGUGCCCACAGCCUCUUGGAAUACCUUGCAUAUUUGGCGGCAAGACAGCAAUACUGAGAUAUCGCGUGCUGUUUUUACUUUUCUUUUUCUCAAAAGGAGAAAGGAUUACCUUUAACUCCUCGGUGUAUCUUGUGACCAACUCUUUACAAGUCCUGUGUGCUGUUUGCUUUUUUCCUACUGAACAAAAAGUAGAGAAAGUUUAAAAAAAAAAAGAAAUGUUUGUGGAGUAACACUCGUUUUGACAUUUAACUGUUAAUAGCACAAAUGUACGUACGAUUUCAGCGUGUGGGUAACAUGAACAACCAGGUGACUUGGCAAAGAAACUCUCGCACAGAACCUCCCUACGCAACACGCAUUGAAGACCAGCUGAAGGGUGGCGGCGGGGCAGUUUCGGGGAUUCCUUUGCUUCUUAUAACAAGAGCGAGCACACAUUCCACAGCUAGGUGCGGGUGCGGGACGUACCUCUCCCGCGCCCGUACCGCUGUCCUUUACCGGUCUCCAGGGUCACGAAAAGAGCUGGAUGUCGGGUGUAGAAGCCUGAGGCCUUUCUGCAGAGCAAUACUGAAACGUUACCUGACGACGUUUUUUGGCUGACAAUCUGUGAUAUUAAAGAUAUGAGGUCACCUAAUCAGGCGGGGGGGGGAUCACUAAGGGCGUUUGCUGUGAAGGACGUACUGUCCCCCCCCCCCAGCUUUGUCAUUCCACAGCUCAGGAGUCCUCCUCAUUCACGCGGUGGCUAAGCGGCGACAGUCGCGUCGAUCCGAAGCUACGGAUCGGCGAUUACGUCGCCUUAAAGACCCAGGAGAAU